Asparagus officinalis (garden asparagus) is the source of this 1741-nucleotide messenger RNA. Its product is annotated as 3-oxoacyl-[acyl-carrier-protein] synthase I, chloroplastic. Gene Ontology annotation, biological process: fatty acid biosynthetic process. The transcript is spliced from 7 exons. The record is from RefSeq and is a predicted model, not a curated record. NCBI's taxonomy places the organism in Eukaryota, Viridiplantae, Streptophyta, Magnoliopsida, Asparagales, Asparagaceae. The annotation marks the transcript as partial. Gene Ontology annotation, molecular function: 3-oxoacyl-[acyl-carrier-protein] synthase activity.
CACCGCCGCCCUUCCGCCUCUCCGGCCAUCCGCGCCUCCUCCUCCGCCAUCGCCGCCCCCAAACGGGAAACAGAUCCCAAGAAGCGAGUCGUGAUCACCGGGAUGGGGCUCGUCUCGGUGUUCGGCAACGACGUCGACCGCUACUACGAGAAGCUUCUCGAAGGAGAGAGCGGGAUCGGGCCCAUCGAUCGGUUCGACGCCUCGAAGUUUCCGACGAGAUUCGCCGGUCAGAUCCGAGGGUUCAGCUCGGAGGGGUACAUUGACGGGAAGAACGAUCGGAGGUUGGACGAUUGUUUGAGGUAUUGUAUUGUUAGUGGGAAGAAGGCGCUCGAGAGCGCUGGGAUUGGGGUUGGCAGCGAGGAGCUUAAAAAGAUUGACAAGGUGCGUGCUGGUGUUCUCGUGGGGACAGGCAUGGGUGGACUUACAGUGUUUUCUGAUGGUGUUCAAGCUCUUAUAGAGAAAGGUCACAGGAAAAUUACUCCAUUCUUUAUCCCUUAUGCCAUAACAAACAUGGGAUCUGCUUUGCUUGCCAUGGAUAUUGGAUUCAUGGGUGCAAAUUAUUCAAUUUCAACUGCAUGUGCUACCUCCAACUAUUGCUUCUAUGCUGCUGCAAACCAUAUUCGUAGAGGCGAGGCCGAUAUAAUGAUUGCUGGUGGCACUGAAGCUGCCAUUAUUCCCAUUGGAAUUGGGGGUUUUGUUGCCUGCAGAGCUCUGUCACAGAGGAAUGAUGACCCUAAAACUGCAUCAAGGCCAUGGGAUAAAGAUCGAGAUGGUUUUGUUAUGGGAGAGGGAGCUGGAGUGUUGGUAAUGGAAAGCCUGGAACAUGCAAUGAAACGUGACGCACCAAUUAUUGCAGAAUACUUGGGAGGUGCUGUGAAUUGUGAUGCCUACCACAUGACUGAUCCCAGAGCUGACGGGCUUGGGGUUUCAACCUGUAUCCAAAGAAGUCUUGAGGACGCAGGAGUGGCCCCAGAAGAGGUCAAUUACAUAAAUGCUCAUGCUACUUCCACCCUUGCUGGUGACCUGGCUGAGGUUAAUGCUAUAAAGCAAGUGUUCAAGGAUCCAAAGGAGAUCAAGAUCAAUGCAACAAAGUCUAUGAUAGGCCAUUGCCUUGGUGCUGCUGGAGGGCUGGAAGCCAUUGCCACUGUUAAAGCCAUAACCACUGGAUGGCUGCAUCCAAGCAUAAACCAAUUUAAUCCAGAGCCUUCUGUUGAGUUUGACACAGUGGCAAAUAAAAAGCAGCAGCAUGAAGUGAAUGUUGCAAUUUCUAAUUCUUUUGGAUUUGGUGGACACAACUCUGUGGUGGUGUUUGCCCCUUUUAAGCCGUGAUCUAAAUGUAGUGGUUAUUCAAGACUUGCGGGAAUCCAGUGUUAUCCUUCGUUGUGGUUGAGAUCCCAAACGGGCAUGAUUCUUUUUGGAUGCUUUCAAUUUGUUGUUAUAAAAUGUAUGGAGGUUCAUUUUGCAGGUGUUAUUUAGGUUCUAGCGUUUUGGAGGGUAGAUUCUUUAGGUCUCAUGUUCCUUCAGUUCGGUUUUAUUGUACUUUGUUAUCUGCAGAAACGAGCUUUGCUUAAUUGCUUUUCUGUAUCUUUUAGAAGUAGUUUUUUGAGAAUAGUAUGCUGGUGGUGCAUAGAGAUUGGAUCAUAUUGUUACUAGUGAAGUGUAUUUUUACAGUUUUUGGCUGAUGAAAAUACUUGAAGAGCAACGAUUUGGGCAAUGAUUCUGUGUGCCCUUUCAAUGUUCA